AUGCUUCUUCCACAGUUUGCCUUUGCCCAGAAGCUGUACAUGGGCGAUCCGCUGAUCACGGCACCGGGAACGUAUUAUGGUCCUUACAAGUAUCAUGCCCUUGCUCUGCAGUCUUGGAUGUUUGUAACCAAACUAAACAGUGGACCACCUCCUCCUAACGAAGUCAUCUACCCUGAUUUCGACUCAUUCUAUCGAGCUCACAACAACGGGCAGAAGCCUCCAGCGGGUUGUGUCUAUUGCCCAGGAUACUUCGAAGAACACCUGCAGGACAUGCCCGACGCGAGGAACACUCGCCCUGCUCGUGUCGCUCACUUUUUGUAA
Molecule: messenger RNA, 321 nt
Organism: Guillardia theta CCMP2712
Lineage: Eukaryota; Cryptophyceae; Pyrenomonadales; Geminigeraceae
Exons: 2
Coding region: 1-321 (106 amino acids)
Source: RefSeq, a predicted model, not a curated record